This is a messenger RNA of Rotaria sp. Silwood2, 1065 nucleotides long. NCBI's taxonomy places the organism in Eukaryota, Metazoa, Rotifera, Eurotatoria, Philodinida, Philodinidae. The record is from the annotation of a GenBank genome assembly.
AUGUCAUCAUUAACUAUUUCAUUGGAUAUAGCCCAAAAAAUGUUAGUUCAAUAUUGUCAUAUGACAAUAUUCGUACUAGGUACAAUUGGUUCUUUGAUAAAUGUAAUUCUUUUUCUACGACGUCAAUUACGGACAAAUUCAUGUUGCAUUUAUUUAUUGUCAUCAUCAAUAAGUGCAUUGAUAUUACUUUCAAUAGGAAUUAUACCACAGAUUUACACUCUCUAUAAUUCUCCGAAUCCAUUUACUACAAUUUCAAGUUUUUGCAAAGCUCGAUCUUAUUUAAAUCAAACAAGUGCUAUGUCAUGCCGUUGGCUUUUAGUUAUGGCUUGCGUAGAUCGUUGUUUUUCAUGUUCAACUUAUGCUCGUAUUCGUAAUUUAUCUUCUGUAACUAUGGCUCGUACAAUAAGUAUUAUUAUAAGUGUUAUUUGGUUGAUUUUACCAGUUCAUAUGAUUAUUUACAGUAAUAUUCAACCUCCAGGAAAUAUAGCAUGUACAGUAACGAAUAAUGAUGUGGCUGUUUAUCAUCGUUUUUAUACGAUUAUAAUGGGUGGUGCAUUACCAUCUCUAAUUGCUUUCAUAUGUUGUUUAUUUAUAUGGCAACAUUUUCAAUCAAGAAGAAGACGUCAAAUAAUAAUUCCUAAUAAUGAAGUCGAUAGACGAAAGAGAUUACGAGACCAACAAAUAAUAUUUAUGUUAUUAAUACAAGUAGCGAUCUUUAUAAUAUCUACAAUACCUUUUAUGUCACUUAAUAUUUAUAACACAAUGACACAAUAUGAUACGAACAAAUCAAAAGAUCGUAAAGCUAUUGAAUCAUUUUUGAAAACACUAACUGAAUUACUUAUCUAUUUCAUCGCAAUGUCAUUUUAUUCAAAUACAUUAGUAUCACGUACAUUUAGAAUAGAAUUAAUUAAAUUAUUAAAACCUAUUAUGAUUUGUUGUCGGCAACAAAAUCAUCUAAAAAUAACUCCAUGGAAUACUGCAACUACUAAUAAUAUCAAACUAACAGUGACGACAAACAGAACAGCUAUAGCAUUAAUGCCUCAAGUUGUUGAAACAACAAUCUAG